AUGCAUGUCAAACCAACCCCCAUUGGCCCUGUGCCCUUUAGUGAUUCAGAUGCGCUCAAUGCCGAGCGACUUAUCUGCGCAGUCGACCGCAGCACGGCGGCAGUCUCUGGACCUACGCUGCCUCAUGAUCCCUCUCAACCAGGAUACCAUGUUCCAGACGAGCCCAGCGUCCCGUUGACUGACAGUGAAAACUUUCUCCGGAGAGAGCUCACCACACCCCUUCUAGAUUUGCUGUUUGGAUAUCUCUGGCUCGUUGGAAAGCAGUCCAGCAGCAAUAUCGACGCCCUUCAUGCUCAGGUCAUCAAGGGAAGAGAUAUUCUGCCGGCAGAAGAUCCAAAACUGCAUCUUAUCUGGCAGGAAAAGAGGAUAUUUAUAAAGCCCAUACCACAAUGUCUGUUAAAUUAUGACUUCUGGAGACUUUUCCUAUCGUCCGAAUCUCCCAUGAUACCGAGCCUAGAUUCUCCCUCGGAGUUGCAACAAGUGAAGCAUUCCACAUAUGGGUCAGACUCGUACCGGACGGUAGCAUUAGGGUUUCUACGAUCAUACUCCUUCCUCAUCCAACAUCGGUCCGACUUGUCACUCGCGAAAGAACAUCAUCUCAUCCCAAAGGAUAUUGAAUGGUCCCAGUGGUCGAGGUUCAUUUCAGUGUUUCGCAGCAUUGAUGAUGGAGACGUAGCAAAAAGGUAUUGGUACGGCCAACUCCGCCUCACACGACUGAACUGGGUCCUGCGCAUCCUCGGUCCCAGGAGUGAUGCAAAUGGCUGGUUCUACCACGAGCCUCACUGGUCCACAAUACCCUACAUGCGACGCGCCGUAGUGCCAUUGGUUUUCAUGUUCGCGGGUAUAUCCCUUAUGCUGGCCUCGAUGCAAGUCAUGCUCGCGGUUCCCAGCGACAGCCUCCUGAGCCUCGGAGGGGCUAACACAGGGUCCCUAGAAAAAAUGCAAGUCAUAUUCUGGGGGUUUUCUCUGGCAACAGUGUUCUUUUCCAGUGUGUCACUGGCUUUAUUGAUACUUAUCCCCUUAAUCGUCAUCGUCUGUCAGUUAUCUUGGGCGAUUAGGCAUAAGCCAGAGAAACUAAGGAUUGAUGGACCCCCAGGAGUAACAGUGUAA
Molecule: messenger RNA, 1110 nt
Organism: Aspergillus pseudotamarii
Lineage: Eukaryota; Fungi; Ascomycota; Eurotiomycetes; Eurotiales; Aspergillaceae
Exons: 1
Coding region: 1-1110 (369 amino acids)
Source: RefSeq, a predicted model, not a curated record